Molecule: messenger RNA, 1377 nt
Organism: Arabis nemorensis
Lineage: Eukaryota; Viridiplantae; Streptophyta; Magnoliopsida; Brassicales; Brassicaceae
Source: the annotation of a GenBank genome assembly
AUGGGUGAAGCAAGUGGUGACAUACUACUGUUUCCAUAUCCAUUACAAGGCCACAUUAACCCAAUGAUCCAAUUCUCAAAACGUUUAUCCAAAAAGGGAUUCACCGUUAAACUCAUCAUUGCCUCCAACAACCACCGUGAGCCUUACACUUCCGACGACUACUCAAUCACCGUCCACACCAUCCACGACGGUUUCUUCCCACAUGAACAUCCUAACGCAAAAUUCCAGGAUCCUAACCGUUUCAUCGAAUCUACUACUCGUAGCCUCGCCGAUUUCAUCUCUAGGGAGAAGUUGUCGGAUAAUCCUCCAAAAGCUCUGAUCUAUGAUCCAUUCGUGUCAUUUGCAUUGGACGUAGGCAAGGCUUUGGGUCUAUACGUGGUGGCUUAUUUUACUCAACCAUGGUUGGCUAGUCUUAUUUACUACCACAUCAAAGAAGGUACCUACGAUGUUCCUAUUGAUAAACACGAGAACCCGAUACUUGCUUCGUUUCCGGGUUUCCCAUUGUUAAGUCAAAAUGAUCUACCGUCCUUCGCCUGCGAAAAAGGGUCGUAUCCUCUUCUCCACGACGGUGUGGUUAGCCAAUUCUCUAAUUUGCGGCAAGCUGAUUGCAUUCUCUGUAACACUUUUGAUCAACUUGAACCUAAGGUAGUAAAAUGGAUGGAUGAUCAGUGGCCGGUGAAGAACAUUGGACCUGUGGUUCCGUCCAAGUUUUUGGAUAACCGGCUGCCGGAAGACAAAGAUUACGAGCUCGGGGACUCCAACACAGAGCCGGACGAGUCCAUUUUGAGUUGGUUGGAGAAGAAACCGGCGAAGUCAGUGGUCUACGUUGCGUUUGGGACAUUGGUGGCUUUGAGUGAUAAACAGAUGAAGGAAACCGCUAUGGCGAUUAAGCAGACCGGAUACAAUUUCUUGUGGUCUGUUCGUGAUACAGAGAGAAGCAAAUUACCGUCUGGUUUUGUGGAAGAGGCGUUGGAGAAAGACUGUGGACUUGUGGCUAAAUGGGUUCCUCAGCUAGAGGUUUUAGCACAUGACUCAGUCGGGUGUUUCGUGACACAUUGUGGAUGGAACUCGACAUUGGAAGCACUGUGCUUAGGUGUUCCGUUGGUUGGGAUGCCUCAGUGGACGGAUCAGCCCACAAAUGCUAAGUUUAUAGAGGAUGUGUGGAAGAUUGGUCUUAGAGUGAAGACCGAUGGUAAUGGAGAUGGGUUUGUGAGUAAGGAAGAGAUCGCGAGAUGCGUUGUUGAGGUUAUGGAAGGAGAGAAAGGUAAAGAGAUGAGGAAGAAUGUUGAGAAGUUUAAGGUGUUGGCUCGUGAGGCUAUCUCUGAAGGAGGUAGUUCAGACAAGAGCAUUGAUGAGUUUGUUGCUAUUUUGAGUUAA